Pararge aegeria (speckled wood butterfly) is the source of this 3916-nucleotide messenger RNA. Its product is annotated as F-box/WD repeat-containing protein 9-like. Gene Ontology annotation, molecular function: protein binding. Gene Ontology annotation, biological process: ribosomal large subunit assembly. NCBI's taxonomy places the organism in Eukaryota, Metazoa, Arthropoda, Insecta, Lepidoptera, Nymphalidae. Bases 126 to 1475 code for a protein of 449 amino acids. Gene Ontology annotation, cellular component: nucleolus. The transcript has 6 exons. The record is from RefSeq and is a predicted model, not a curated record.
UUUACUGUUUGACAGUUGAAAACUGAAUGAUGGUGAUGAAUGUAAAUAAAUAUUAAAUUCAUAAACAUUUACUCUCCAAUCCAUCCAAAAUAAAGCAUUUAAAGUGAGGUGGCAGCAAAUGCAAAAUGUGUGAUCUAUUAAAAUCCGUAAGAGAAGAAAUAGUAGAUAUUGAGAGAAUAUGCAUUAAACCACAGGCAGAGCCGGUUGAAGAUAUUUAUAGUGCUGCAGCACCCUCUUUAGAAAACAUGCCACUUGAGAUUAUUUUGAAAAUAUGCUCAUAUUUGGAUGCAGAAUUUCUUAAAACUGUUCUAGGCCAAGUAUGUAGCCGAUUUGAUGAUAUUUUAGCAGAUGUUAGCAUCUGGAAACAUAGAGUGAUGUGCAAAAUAAGUGGGUGCUUUCCACCAUUAUCUAAUUUAGACAAUUGCAUUGAAGAUGAACUGGACUGGACUGAAAUGUGUAUUGAAAUGGAAGUUGAGAAAAAUAAGUGGUGCAAUGUUGACAAGGGAAUGAGCCACUUUGUUAUAAAAGAUGUACAUUAUGCAUCUGUUGAUGCAGUGAUCUUGGUUAAUGAAGGUAAAACAUGCAUAUCAGGUGGAAGAGACCGGUGCUUAGCAUUAUGGAAUAUAAUUGACUUCCAGUCUGAUGAAAAUCGUGGAGAUAACCUUGUUCAGAAUGAUUUGAAACCAACAAAAAUAAAGCAUGACGCUCAUUCUGGUUGGGUAUGGGAUCUAGCUACAAGUGAUGUCCCAGAGUCUUAUAUUUACUCUGCAUCAUGGGACAAUACAGUGAAGGCAUGGGAUAUAAGAAGUGAUUUUGAAUGUGUAGAAACAUUUCAGUGCCGAAUGUCUGCAUUAUCAGUUAUAGCGUAUGGCUACAACGUUAUGGCUGGUUUAUAUUCCAAGAAGAUAGUAACAUUUGAUGUCAGGAAUGGAGGUUUACCUGUUCAUGUGUACAAACCACAUAGAGGGCCAGUAUUGGCACUGACAACUUAUGGCAAUCUAGUUGCAUCAGUUAGUGAAGACAGAACUUUAGCUAUAUUUGAUAAAGUAGCUGGGAAAAUAAUGUAUAACAAUAUAAAAAUACCAUCAGAUAACGCAUACCCAGUGUGCUUGAGUUGGAACACAUACGCCAUGUACAUUAGCGAUUCAAAGGGUACUCUACAUCUCUUUGAUCCCAGUAAUCAAAAAUAUGUAAGAUCACACGAACUUUGGCCGGAAUCCGAAUCGGAUACUGGACGAUCGAAUAAGAUAGUUGGUUGCUAUCAAGGUCAAGGGACAGUAAUCUGCUGCUCAGAUAGAGGAGAAAUCAAAUUCUUAUACAAUUGCAGUCCGCCUAAAGAAUAUCAUAGUAUUCAAACUAAUACGGUUGACGUUACAAAGCUUCGUUAUUUAAACGGAAUUUUAGCUGUUGGAACAUGUGAUUCUGCUCUGGAACUCUGGAUACCGAAUGAAGAAUUUAAUAAACCUAAUUUAUGAAAAAUCUAUUCGGAUAUUAUGUAAAGAAGCCUAAUAUAAUAACAAAUGAAGAUAUACUAAAUUAAUGGCAAGCUUUUUUAAACUUGACAUUGCCUAUGCGCUUAACAAAGUAAUAAAUUCAAAGAAACGCAUGAAGUGUCUUAACAAAUGUGUUAUUAGAAAGCCAAAAUUGUAAAAAAAAUCUCAACGUUAAUGACGUUAGCCAUUAUUAUAUAAAGCCUGGCUAGAAAAAUGAAAAACCUGUUCUGGGGACGCCACAAAACAUUUGACGUUGUUAAUAUGACGAGGUUUACUAUUUUCCUGGUUAGGCUUUAAUUUUAGAAAUUGUAUUGCUAUAAUUGCAACAGUAAAGAUACUUGCGUGCGACCAAUCACAAAACUACGCGUUUGUAAUUGGUCGCACGCAAGGCGCAAUUUUCACGAAACUGCGGACGUGGGACGCUUUAGUUUAGCAUUCACUAAAUGCCUUCUCUACACUGAGGUGAUGUCGAGCACCUUAGUUCACAAUAGCUUGGCAGGCCAGUGGCUUAUCUAGUUUUUCCUUUUACUUAACUAUUGAUCAGAGUUCUAAGUGUGAGUUUUCCUACCUACGGUUGCUUAUUCGAUCGCGUGAAAGUUAAUUACGAUUUACAUGGUAUCAAAGGAGCGCCAUCUAGGUACAAUAUUGGGAAACAGACUUGUCUAAAGAGAGUUGUUAAAAAUUUUCACACUUUGCCCUCAGAUGCCCUGUAGGACUAGAAUGUGCGCAACGAGAUAAUUAUCUCUACAAUGUUUACCAUGGAGAUGAGCGAGAUAAUGGGUAGACAUAAGUCACGUGACGCGCAUUCUAGCCCUACUGGUGUAGUUAUAGAAGUUAUACUUCGAUUGUUGUUGAGCUUUUUGUAACAAUGGAAAUAGAUAAGUCAAAACAAAAUCAUGUUUGAAGUCCGAAGUGAAUCCGAAGAGGAUUCUACAUCCUGCCACAACUGACUGCGACCGCAUCCGCCAGUUUGGGGAACGGUUAAGUCCUCGCUGCUUACAAGUUUGUGCAGUCAAUCAAAUAGUUUACAGAAGGUACACUCACAGGUUAUUAUUUAAACUGUGAAAAUAGGUACCUUAUUUAAUCAUUUAGUACCUCAUUCUUUCUUGAAUGAGGUACUAAAUGUACAUUCAAAUAAUUAGAAUGUUAUAGACAUAACAUUCUAAUUAUUUGAAUCAUCCAAAUCGCGUACCAUUUGUGCCGAUCCUUUGAAGGUGCCGACGCCCGCCUUUCGUUCUAUAUACAUGCGGCCGUAUUCAACGCUCUCAAACUAUUUGAGCAAAUGAUUAUGACGCAACGACGAUGUAUGUGAAGAUGUAGGAUAUUAAAAUUAAAUGACGGAUUCAAUGGAUUGAUUUGUAAGGUUUUCACAUUCACGAACUCAUUGUGUAGCCAAUAGAACGCUUUUAGAAUUUUAUGUUUGUUUAUAAGUAAACAAAACAGGUGCCUAACUAAUAAUUUAAUUUUAUACUUUUAUAACAUUUCAGAUAGUAGAAAUAAUAUUUAUACGUCUUACACACAAGUGUGGCACAGAGUGCAAUAAAAAUCAAGGCGCAAAUUUAAAAUUUUAAUAUCAAUGCAAAUGUGUAUGUUUAAGUAUUUUUUGAAAGCGGUUUCAUACCAGUUACUGAAGGCAGAAGGAGAAAAAUAUUGCCUCAGUCUUUGUACACUCCACUUGUCUUAUAAUGCAAACAUCUUUUCAUUACUUUUUAAUGGUAAAGUUAAACUAUGUUUUCAAAAUGAAAAAAAAAAUUGUGGUAAAAAAAAUAAAAACAAACAAUGUAAAGCGAGGUUCACUUUUACAAAUGUGUUUCCAUUAUUUUGUUAGGUUUUUAAAACGAAUCUUUAACUUAAUACAGAAGAAAGAGAUAGCUCUGAAAGAAAAGAGUAACGAAAAUAGUUUACAUUAAAUUAAAUAUACUACGACAAUACACACAUCGCCAUCUAGCCCCAAAGUAAGCGUAGCUUGUGUUAUGGGUACUGAGAUAGCUGAUGAAUAUUUUUUUAUGAAUAUAAUACACAUAAAUACUUAUAAUAUACAGAUAAACACCCAGACACUGAAAAACAUUCAUGUUCAUCACACAAACACUCGCCAGUUGUGGGAAUCGAACCAUUAUAAGACAGGAAGGAAAAAUUUACUUUAGGAAGGUUUUUAUUGCUUUUUAUCAUCUUCAUAAAGAUGGGCGGAGUAGAGGGCGAACGACGCGUUGGAAGAAUGGUUGCGCAGCAUUCGUGAAUGGACCAAUAUCGUUAACGUGAAGCCCUUGUUUCGCUUGGCGCAAGACCGCGAGAAUUUCGCUGAGCUGACGGCUAACCUGCAUUAGUGGAGAUGCAGAGAAAGAAUAGGAAACGUAUAAUGGUUAUUUUAACACAUAUUUGUGCCUCCUGAAUAUUUAACAAAAUCUAAUACAAUAAUAAAUGUU